GUUCCAUAGUAAUUUGCGAAUGAAAGUGAACCGUGUGACGAAAGACAAGAAUAUAUUGCGCAUAUUAUGUGGGAAACAAGACUGAAGGCUGCCAGUUCCCAUUCAGGUGUUUACAACUUUAUAACUUGUGUUACUGUUUGUGAUCAUUCGCUUCAAGUUUAACAUUGUUUACAAAUAAAAAUCAUAAUGAGAUCCUGGAUUCCUUUGAUUUUAUGUUUAGUUUUAACAAUUAUGAUUAUUCCUUCAAAAGCAGCAACAACAAAAUGUAUUAAAUCCAGUAAAAAUUGCAUUAGAAGCACAGAAUGUUGUACCGGAUGUUGCUACAAUGAUAAAUGUGUUGAAAAACAUGAAUCUUGUCUUAUUGAUUUUGAAAAAAUUGGAGCAGGAAAUGGUGCAUUGAAUUGCAAUCCACAAUGUCGUGGAGGUGAAACAUGUCAAUUACAACAAGUACAAUGUUUUCGCGCGCCUUGUUCACCUAUUUCAAGUUGCAUUUCCGAUGAUUAUCGAGAUUAUGAUAAUUGAUUUUUGCAAUUUUAACUCGUGAAAACAAAAUUUUUGUAAAAAAGAAAGAAAAAUAUACGUAAUAUAUAUAUAAAAUUAA
This is a messenger RNA of Leptopilina boulardi, 601 nucleotides long. RefSeq lists its product as uncharacterized. Lineage: Eukaryota; Metazoa; Arthropoda; Insecta; Hymenoptera; Figitidae. The coding region runs from base 187 to 522 and encodes 111 amino acids. The record is from RefSeq and is a predicted model, not a curated record. The transcript is spliced from 4 exons.